AAAAAGGUACUCUGAGACCUUGAAAAGAUUAAACGGAAGCGACGGCCGUGAGGACUGAUACGGCGUCAUUUCCGGGCUUUGGUAACAACUUCUGGAUCAAGUUCUUAUAAUCUUGUUGAUCAACUUUCUCAGUUUCGAUUCGAGCGGUCUUGUGGAACAAAGAAACUGUGCGUAAUUACAGAGAGAAAAAAAAAAAAAAAAAGAGAUGCCGACAUAUUUUUCUGGGUUGGGGAAUUUCUUGCCGUCUAGGCUUUUCAGGCAGUUUGAGCAAGAGUUGGAAACCGUGGUAAAGGUACUGCAGCCGGGGCCAUUGGGAAUUGUAGAGCACAAGUUCUCUGCUGAGGAGGUACGUGAGGCGAAUGCUACAGUUUGCAGAGCAGUAUCGAAUUGGCGAAGGAAUGCAAAUUUAGAGCAGAAAAACCCCAUCUUAAAAGAUUAUAUUCAGAAGUGAAGGAACACUUGCGUGUGUUUAUCUAAUGAAAACCCAAAACAAAAGAGGAAAAAUUUUGGACGGGACUUGUGAAAGCUAAUCUGCUCCUAAUGGCAUGAAAAACUACAUGAUGGCCCUACAAGAAGGAGCAGAUACCUUGAGAACUACUUUAUUGAACUUACUGGGAAGAAAUGCUUCUCGACAUAUUCUCUGCUUGAAACAUAUAACUGAAUGCAUUAAACUAAUUUGUCAGGCAUUUUCUUUCUCUUUGUAUCAUUAUCAAUGUCUGAAAAAUGCAUUAAACUAAUUUGUCAGGCAUUUUCUUUCUCUUUGUAUCAUUA
Molecule: messenger RNA, 771 nt
Organism: Ziziphus jujuba (common jujube)
Lineage: Eukaryota; Viridiplantae; Streptophyta; Magnoliopsida; Rosales; Rhamnaceae
Exons: 2
Coding region: 206-451 (81 amino acids)
Source: RefSeq, a predicted model, not a curated record